Molecule: messenger RNA, 1044 nt
Organism: Drosophila albomicans
Lineage: Eukaryota; Metazoa; Arthropoda; Insecta; Diptera; Drosophilidae
Product: putative nuclease HARBI1
Source: RefSeq, a predicted model, not a curated record
AUGUCUGACGACCCGCUUCUUUGUCAGGUCACAAUUUGCCUUCAGAUGUCUAGCCAGCAAAUACGAAAAUCUAGCGAAUACUUCUUUAGCAAACAUCAACUGCCAAGAAUAGUCGCCUGCGUGGAUGGAACUCAUAUAAAAAUAGUGAAACCUGUAAAUAAUGCCUCUUUUUUUUUUAACAGAAAGGGUUUUUACAGCAUGAACGCCAUGGUUGUUUGCAACUAUAAUAUGGAGAUUAUCGCUAUUGAUGCGACGGACCCCGGAUCCUGUCAUGAUUCUUUCAUUUGGAAUCAUUCAAGCGCCAGGUCGAGAACAAUAAAUGAAUAUUUUGUUUUGGCAGAUUCUGGCUACGCACAGGAGAGUUCUGUGUUAACUCCCUACAGGAGCGCAGAGAUGGGGACGCAUCAGCAUCGAUUUAAUUUAAGAUAUGCUGCAGCCAGAAACAUAAUAGAACGAACAAUUGGUGUUCUUAAAUGCCGUUUCCGUUGUUUACAACGAUGCUUAAACUAUCAGCCUAUUUUUUGUUGCCAAAUUAUUAACGUAUGCUGUGCUUUGCACAACAUAUGUAGAAGACGGAAUUUGUCAAUAAGUGACGACUUUCAAUUGGAGGAUAUUGAACAGGCUAUAAAUAAUAACGACAUUGAAGGAAUGAUGAUGACGGACCAUCUAUGCUUUUACGUUAGAUACGGAGAUGCGCGAUCCACCACGAAAGGAAUCCAAGCCGGGGUACCACAAGACAGCGUUCUAGGCCCUCUCCUGUACACGUUGUACACAGCGGAUAUGCCUACAAUUCUCAAACACCAUCUAGGCCUGGCUACGGAGGUGGAACGUCUCGGUAAACCCCAAGAAAUCCACGCACAUCUACAUUCGCACUCCGCAACGGUAACUGUCAGCCUCAAUGCGGAUAACAUUCCCGAAAAUCCCAUGUCAAAAUACCUGGGGAUGACGCUCGACAGGCGGUUAAUAUGGCGCACACCCAUCCUACGGAAGAGAAAGCAGGCUGAAGCAAUUCCAAUGGCUCAUCGGAAGACGCUCCAAACUUAG